UACCCAAUAAACAUGCGAACAUGUCUUCAGUUCAAUUACCCGUGAGUCGAAUUUUGAUGACGCUAUUGUUUCCAGCAAAAUGAAAAUCCAGAAUCUCUGUAAACUAACAUUAUGGUCCCCCCAUGCUGCGUUCAGGGUGCCUUCAAGUGAAACACUGUACGCCAUAUUGAUUGCCGCCACUGAACCACUCGUCCUUUGCCUUUGUUUCGCGUAUUGAUUGGCACGUAUUGUUUACCGGCUGUUUGGCAACAACAGGAUUACGUUUCCCUAACAGCUCCGCGGCGCGCUAUCAAAUGUAGUCACCCGGGGGAUGGACGCACACACGUCGCUGAAACUGUCGUGCUGGAGAUUCAACAUAUGGAGCAGGGAACUUUCGUACCUCAUGCUGCGGAUAGAGCUUCUACGUCGGCACUUGAAACAUCUAUGACGUGACGAUUUUCAAAGGAUGGAUGACCCCAUGUGACCGCUGCCUUGUGAUUGGACAGUUCAUGCCCUGUGAACGCAUCCUAAAGUAGCGAACAUAACGUGUACUGCUGCGCUCAUCCACGCGCAAAACAGCCACCAAGAUGGGUUGCGGUGGAUCCACCGCUGCGGCUCCCCAUGGUACAACGAUUGGUACUCAGACAGACAGAAGUUUCGUUGCUCGACAAAAAGACAAGGAAGCCAUUGAAGCCUCCAGCGGGAAUGCCAAGACUCCUCGCCGCCAACUACGCCCUCUAGGCCGCGGGCCUGACCUUAACGCCAUCGAGGCCGACGCGAGAAAAACUCUACAGCCCGCAAACGUCUUGCCUUCUAUCAAACAUGCUGGAGUUAAUGAUGGGACGACUCAGAGGAAUACAGUGCUGCCUCUGUAUCACCCACCGCUACCUCAGAUAUCCAGCGAACGCAAAGCUGGCGGGUCAAGUCAAGAGGCAACGGCGACAGGGAGUCAGGGUAAACCCGUCGUCGCGAACGGCACAGAGACUCUCAUCGUCAUCCCAGACGAAACCUUCGACUCCAGCGAUGACGACCUGAGCUCUAUGGACGAGGCGGACGGGUAUGGCUACAGUAACGGUGCAGAAAAGGUGGGAAUCACCAGUAUCGUAGGCACACAGUCAGGGAACCACCAUGGUGAAACAGGGGGACAAAAUGGAAAGAACAGUACCGACGUUAGCCCGACAAAAAUGUUCUCACUGGGUGCCAAGGACACUGUUAUAACCAGCGAUGAGCUGAUACGGGAUUCAAAGGUCAACAAUACCGAGACAGUAACCAACAGUACCGUCUCAGGAACAAAUGACGCAACGGUGGUGGCUGCAAAGGCUGAGGAAUCUCAGACAACACAGAAUGCUGCCCAGCAGGUGAACGCACCAAGUGGAAAUGGUCCGGUACCUGACAGAAGUGACAAUGCCGAUAACAAUCCGCCGGAGAAAAACGCAUCUGCUCAAGAGAACAACAACAAUUCCUCGCCUACAGGACCAGUGGAACUUCUUCUACAAAACGGGGAUACUCUGAAAAAGAUCCAUGUAGGGGAUAACUUCAGCGUGGCAGUUAACAUUGUAGUACAGGCCGUGGACCCUACAAGCGUUUUACAAAAUGACCAAGCUGGGGCAGAACAAAAUGGGGUUGUUGGUAUAAACAGCGUCUCUUUAGCGAAAAAUGUUGUGAAGGUUGUAAACAGCGUCCAGCCUGCGGCCACGGCAAGCGCACACGAUGAGCAAAAUGUACCGGUGCCAGGGAAGAACCUCUCGGAAUUGACGGGUAAUUCAGAAUGCUCAGAAACCGUCGUCUCUAAUGAAAUCACAAAUAAUACAACAGACGAAAAUGUGAACUUGAACAAAAACAAUGCCAUAGAUGCAAAAAGUCUUCCCGAAGUUAUCGUGACUGAUCAUGAAGACAGUGAGGGACAAACGCAGAGAGCUGUUACAGAUCAGAUACUUGAUAAUGCAACGGGUAAACAAAGAAAAAUGAUUCAACUGCUCUGCGGCUUUGACUUGAAGAAAAAGCUAGAGGAACGGAGAGAAAUUCGAAAACACACGGAUGAACUUCAAAAUAAUGCAGAGGGGCGCUCAAGCAACGGGGAUGUAAAGGAGCAGAAUCUGUCCAACGAAACGAUUGAGGGGAAAAUACCAGACCCAAACGUUCCACAAAGGAAAAGAGCAGCGGUGCUGGGCAAAGAGCAGAUCUCACUGUUCAAGCACAUAGAAGUACAUGCCGUGUACCACGCACUUGAGCCCCCGAAAGCAGCUGACACCUUCGCAUCACACGUGAAGGUCCUCCUCUCCGACGACCUCUCCGACCUGGAGAAAGUGCGCAUGCUCUUCCACUGGGUCACUGCGCAGAAUCUACAGGAUAUGACGUUCGGCGAUGACGUAGUUGAAGACUCCCCCCUCGGUAACCUCAAGGCCAUCAAGGAGGGUAAAGGCACCUGCGCCAAGCUGUUUGAACAGCUCUGCUGUGCUGCGGGUCUGAAGUGCCAUGUGAUCAAAGGGUACAAGAAGGGUGAGGACUGCCUGCCGGACCAUGAUUUCCACGCCCACCGUAAGCAGCACCGCGGGACGUGGAACGCCGUGAUGGUGGACGGGGAGUGGCGGCUGGUGGACUGUCACUGGGCGGCGCGAGGAGUCAGGGCCAUAGAAGAGAAUGGCGAGGCAAUAGAGAACGUCAAUGACGUCUACAAGUACGAAGAAUUCUACUUCCUCACCGACCCCGAGGACCUGAUUGACACCCACUUCCCGGACUGUCCCGAGUGGCAGCUCCUAGAAAAGUACCUGACGAUCACCCAGUUCCAGUCGCGUGUCAGACGCUGGCCCAUGUUUCACCGCCUCGGACUUGAACUAAAGAGCCAUCGUGCGGUUGUGGUCAUCCCUGCAGGGGACUUUGUGGAGCUGAGCGUUGGAUUCUCCAAGGAAAAACGCAAGGAGUUUAGAAUUGUCUAUCAGCUGAAGACAAAGGAGGGAGGAACUGAAGUAGAUGGCAUCAGUCUGAACCGGUAUGUGAUACAAGAGACAUGCGACAGCAAUGAAAACUUUCUCAUUGAUGUACCAAAAUCGGGCGAACCAAAUGGCAUCAAAUCAUUCCCUGUCGUCCAAGAUGCCCAAUUCGGCACAAGGCAACCCUACUUCUCCGAUUUGGGGCUUAUCGAAAAUGAAAACGCGUCCUACUUCUUGACGUCUGACAAUGGCGAGGUUGAGGUACAGCUCGAAAACCCUCAUCAGAAGCAGAUUAUGUACUCGCUGACUCUAGAAACCAAGAAUGGCAUUGAGAAAUUCAACCAGUACACUCUGGCGCAGGCAUUAGGUGACAAAACCGUUCUUUUGCUACAUCUACCUCAGGUAGGCGAAUACGCCUUGCAGUUAUUUGCAAAAGACACUCAGGGACGACAACGAAACGUUGUGAACUACUGCAUCAGCUGUGAUGCGGCAAAGGAAGACUGCAAACCUUUCCCUCGUCAUAACAACAGUUGGGGUCCCGUAUACUCCACUUUCUCUGACCUUGGCUUGGCAUUGGACGUUCCACAACGCCCUUACGUCAUCAGCAGGUCGGGCAAAUACAACGUAAGUCUCGCCAUGACGCAGCCGCUACUACUACGUCACCAUUUAUUCCACUGUGCGGGUGAAACCAGAGAGAACAUGGACGACUUCGCCUUUUGCGAAACGAUACGCCACAAGGCAACCGUAACGACUUGUUUUCCAAAAGCGGGAGACUACUGUCUGGAGAUCUACGGCACGACAUUUCCGCCUUCUCAUGAUGACCUUCCCCUCGUAGCAACAUUCUUCAUGAGAUGCUUGCAUCCCUUGGAGACCGGCUGCAGGACGUUUCCCCAAAUCAUUGGGCGGAUGUGGGGACCCGGAUGUUGCCUGUACGAGCCAUUGGCGGGUGUCUUGUCACGUGACAAGGAGGUGACUUUUAGAGUCGAUGUCCCGGAUGCAGAUGACGUAGUUUUGAAGAGUCCCGACUCCGUGACAGACAUGAGCAAAGACCAGUCGGGAACGUGGACGGGCAGCUACGUACCUAGGGAAUCGGACACUUCCCUUUUGCUCCUGGGAAAAUUUGACAAGAACGUAAACAGAUAUGUGGGGUUACUAGAGUUCAAAUUUGACAGCUAA
Molecule: messenger RNA, 4085 nt
Organism: Branchiostoma floridae (Florida lancelet)
Lineage: Eukaryota; Metazoa; Chordata; Leptocardii; Amphioxiformes; Branchiostomatidae
Exons: 7
Coding region: 567-4085 (1172 amino acids)
Source: RefSeq, a predicted model, not a curated record